CCUGGCCGCUGUGUGUAGGCACACGGUGUCUGUAGUCGGGUUGUAUCCGGUGCUGCCGUUACACUGCCGGUCGGCUGCUUUGACCCCAUGGAUGUCAGUCCGAGGGCUCCAUGCACCCAGGCAGCGUUGUGUUUCCGGGCUGAGGCCGACAGCCGCCCCUCCUCCCGCUGUCAUCUUCCCCCGCCCCUCACGUGUUUGCCGGGUGUCAGUGAGUUGCGCUGCCCGGUGCCGCUCUGUCUGCUCCGGUGUGUGAUUUGCAGCCAUGCUUCUCUCCGCCGUGCUGCACACCUACUCCCUGCGCUACAUGCUGCCGGCCGCUCUCAUGCUGGGCACGGCGCCCACCUACCUGCUGGCAUGGGGCUGCUGGAGGGCCCUGAGCACCAUCCUGCCCCAGAGACUCUACUGGAGGGGGGACGACCGGCUGUACACCAUGUACCAGAGCAUGGUGCUCUUCUUCUUCCAGCACUACACCGGAGUGCAGAUCAUCCUUUAUGGAGAUUUGCCAGAGAAAGAAAAUGUUGUCUAUAUAGCCAAUCACCAGUGUACAGUUGAUUGGAUCAUUGCGGAUAUGAUGGCUAUACAGCAGAGGGCACUGGGUCAUGUUCGAUAUGUUCUGAAGGAUGGACUGAAAUUUCUUCCUCUUUAUGGAUGGUAUUUUUCACAGCAUGGUGGUAUUUAUGUCAAAAGAAGUGCAAAAUUCAAUGAAAAAGCAAUGAGAGAGAAGUUGCAGUGUCAGGUCAAAGCAGGAACUAAAAUGUAUCUUGUGAUUUUCCCUGAAGGCACUCGUUACAAUCCAGACAUCCCAAAGGUCAUAGUUGACAGCCAAGCAUUUGCCAUGAAAGAAGGUCUUCCAGUAUUGAAACAUGUGUUGACUCCGCGUGUGAAGGCCACCCAUGUUGCAAUUGACGCGAUGCAGAACCACCUUGAUGCUGUCUACGAUGUCACGGUAGCAUAUGAAAGAACUACAAACCAAGAAGGACAAAGGAAAGAGGCUCCGUCAAUGACAGAGUUUUUGUGCAAGGAAUGCCCAAGGAUUCAUAUUGUUUUUGAACGCGUUGAUGUAAAAGAUAUUCCGAAAGAACAGAUAUUCAUGAGACGAUGGCUUCAUGAACGUUUUGAAAUUAAGGAUAAAUUGCUAUCAGAAUUUUACGAAGCCACAGACCCGGAAAAAAGGAACAAGUUUCCUGGAGAAGGAAAACCUGCCAAGCUCAGUUUGAAGAGAACCGUGCCUUCCUUAUUACUCUUAACUGGAGUGACAGCAGGCAUGCUUUAUACUGAAACAGGAAGAAAGAUUUAUAUAAACACGUGGAUUUACGGGACAUUAAUUGGUUGCCUGUGGGUUAGCAUCAAAUCCUAACUAAACUGUUCAUUUCAAAUUUGCUGCAUAUUAUACCAAAACAUUUUUUUUUCUUUUCUAAUUAAAAAUGUGUAAAUACUGCCUUACUUGUGAUUACAUUAGAUGAAAUUGAAUAUAUGACUGAUGCAGGACUUAUUAGUCAAGGAAUCAAGCACUGUUGAAUUUGCUAGCAAUUUCACACCUAGAAAGGUGACUUUACACACACCCCCCAACAGAAAUAAAAGUACAAACCUUUUUCAUUACAUAAGUUGCAUAUACACAUUUAUUUUAAUCC
Pelobates fuscus (common spadefoot toad) is the source of this 1631-nucleotide messenger RNA. RefSeq names its product 1-acylglycerol-3-phosphate O-acyltransferase 5 (gene AGPAT5). The transcript is spliced from 8 exons. Gene Ontology annotation, cellular component: endomembrane system; mitochondrion. The record is from RefSeq and is a predicted model, not a curated record. The coding region runs from base 263 to 1357 and encodes 364 amino acids. Lineage: Eukaryota; Metazoa; Chordata; Amphibia; Anura; Pelobatidae. Gene Ontology annotation, molecular function: acyltransferase activity.